CGAUGGUGGUGGCCUCAUCUAGCAGUCUGAAUCACUUAAAACUCAUGGAAAGUUGCCAUGAAAACUCAGUCCAGCUACGCAGGUACACUGGGACACUUUUCGCCAAGCGUCUAAAUCCACCAUGUCCAAUCAAUUCCAUCGUGAAGUCCUAAGCGAACACAACCGACUACGCGCGCAGCACUCGGCAUCUCCACUGCAGCUAAGCGAAUCGCUCUGUAAAUACGCUCAGGAAUGGGCCCAGCUCAUUGCGAGUCGUAACAAGUUGCAACAUCGUACCGAGCGCACGUACGGUGAGAAUCUGUACGCCAAGUUCGGCAAAACCAACAUAACCGGAGCGGAACCAGUACAAAGUUGGUACAGCGAGAAAAAGGAUUAUACCUUCGGACAACCAGAUCCGGGAUCGAACUUUUCCCGGGUCGGUCAUUUCACCCAGCUCGUAUGGAAGGAAUCCAAACAGCUCGGGGUGGGAAUGGCCACCAACGGAAGCAACGUGUACGUGGUGUGCAACUAUGAUCCGGCUGGGAAUUUUAAGAACCAAUACGCUCGAAAUGUGACAGCUUGAGAAAAAUGGAAAGGAAGUUUCGAUAAAACAGCAUGUUAUUAGAAAUUGAUCUGAAAAUAUGAAGAAUAUGUUUCAAUAAUAAUAUGUUUCAAUAAUAAUUAAAUAACAUACAUUUUGAAUGACAAUUAAAGAAUUAAUCGAAUAA
Molecule: messenger RNA, 707 nt
Organism: Malaya genurostris
Lineage: Eukaryota; Metazoa; Arthropoda; Insecta; Diptera; Culicidae
Product: Golgi-associated plant pathogenesis-related protein 1-like
Exons: 2
Coding region: 122-562 (146 amino acids)
Cellular component (GO): extracellular region
Source: RefSeq, a predicted model, not a curated record